GUACUAAUUGUUUUCCAUCUCACGUUGUUUUCGUCUUGACCUGUUUGGCCCAAGGUUACUUUACCAUUUAACGAAGGUAUUAAAGUUGUAAUGAUUUAUAUACGGAACGAGCUUGACAGUACGAAAGACUUGAGCAGACGGAAGCGCAAAAACCCAAGGAAUACGUCCACAACGUCAGGCUCCCAUGGGGAAUGGAGUCGCAACUAAUUUCACAGUUUAUGUCAAACACAAGCAGCGAUACAGAAACAGCAAUAACCUGCUUGCAAGCCAGUGGCUGGGAUUUGAAAAAUGCUAUUGAGCUCUUUCUGGAAAAUGGGGGCAAUGUUAGAACUACUUGGGAAGAAAAUGGCAACAUCCGACCAACACUCCGCAAAACUCCUGCUGUUGAUUUAGCUGACUUGAAGAAACUUUCAAGAGGAAUCUCAAGAGCAACAGACAAUGUGAAGUUGGUCUCGCGUGCUCGCUCAGAUAUUGCUCACGAGUUUGGAGAUACUGCAGUUUGCAACGUUAAUCAGUUUUUCAUCGAGACACCUGUAUGCACUUUCACUUUGCCGGAUUUGACAGUGUAUCCUGAAGAUUUCCGUACAUUUUUGGAAAAGGAUCUGAUUGAAACAUCAACCCUACAGUCUUUGGAAUCUGCUGGUAGACUUAAUUGGUGGGUUGAGCUUGGAGCAUGUCAGUCUCUGUGGCCACUUGCUACGUCUGGAGAUGGAAAUUGUUUGUUGCAUGCUGCAUCACUUGGAAUGUGGGGCUUCCACGAUAGACUGCUGACUCUGCGACGUGCUCUUCAUGGUUUCUUAUCGGGUUCUCCAUGCCGUGAAGCUUUGUAUCGACGCUGGCGAUGGCAACAGACACGUGCUAAUCUAGCUGCAGGUCUUGUAUAUACUGAGGAGGAAUGGCAACGUGAAUGGGACAGCAUAAUCAGCAUGGCUUCAACUCAGCCACGGAAGUCAAUGAAUCGCAGACGCAGUUCCAUUCUUAUGGAGCGUUCCCUGGAGGAGAUACCAGAAAAUGCAACGUAUGAGAGCCUUGAAGAAGUUCACGUACUUGCAUUAGCACACGUGCUGCGGAGACCUAUAGUUGUCAUUGCAGAUGUGAUGCUGAAGGAUAUGAAUGGAGAGGAUCUUGCCCCAAUCCCAUUUGGAGGGGUCUACCUACCGCUGGAGUGCCCUCCAGCGGAUUGCCAUCGUUCCCCUCUCGUACUGGCAUAUGACUCUGCUCAUUUUUCAGCUCUAGUUGUGAUGGAACGAAAUUCAGAUGUCGUUCAACCACCAGCUGCUGUGCCUCUGAUAAGUUCUGACAGACAGCUUCUUCCUAUACAAUUUGCUGUGGAUCCUGGUGAGCAGCUGGUAUGGGGUCGUGAUGAGUCCCAACCCCAUUUGGUACGAAAACUCAGUCUUGCUCCAAGAGACCAACUCGGUCUUUUGGCAGAAUAUUUGGAUGUGAGAGAACUUCCUCCAGGUCCUGAUUCACCACCAGAAUCCACCGAUGAUGGCUGCGACAUUGAGAAAAGGUUUUCUGAGGUGGCUUCUGACAGUGAUCCCAGUGAUGAAGGUGUGGCCUUUGGAGGGAAAGCAGCGAGGCAGUUCCAGACAGCAGUAGCAAAACAGUUUGGCAGCCUUAGCCGUCGACUGAGAAAGAACUUUGGAUCACUUACGAGAGCAUCUAAAGUCAAUGCCCAAAAGAAAGACACCCCACUUAAUAAUCAGCAACAGGAGCGUGUAAUAUGUGCCCUUUUGCACACAGAAAAGAGGCAUGCUUACCAAGCAGAAAUGAUACGCAACUACUUGGCUUGUGCUCGUGCCCGAUUUGAGCUCCAGCAACAGAAGCAGUUACAACCUCGGCAGUCUUUUCAGUCUGAGGCUCAUCCUGGUUCUACGGCCGCUACUUUCACUUCUGCACCAAAUACAGGAGUAAUGUAUGGGGCUGGACGCUCCCGCUUCUAUGCAACUGAAAUGAUGCGUCCCUCAGUUGAGACUCUUCCUCAUCAAAAGGCACCUGGUGCUUGUGCGAAUGGACGUACUCUGUUCCUUGCCAAAUCGACAUUUUAUGAUGAUGAGGCAUCACAUUCUUAUGUUGCACCAUCGGAAAUAGUCAGUGGGAGACACACACAUGUGGCAACACUGACUUCUCCACAACUUCCGAAAGCCGGCCACGGAGUGGAACUGCCACAUGUUGAAAAAGCUGGCACUCCGUGUAGAAAUAAUCACUGCCAUUUCUAUGGCUCGCCAGACUCUGACCACUAUUGCUCACGAUGCUAUCGUGAGAACACAGUAACUGGUGUGAAUACAGCAGCAGUGCGCAGUCUGCAAGUACAGGAAGUCAAUCGAUAGUGCACCAUACUCACUUUUGUUCCUUUGCAUCCCUAAAAGGGACUACAACUAUGUGUAGCUGUACUGUAAAUAAUGUUAAUGAGCUUUAAUGAUGGUCAAUAUUCUCUGAGAAAUUGCUGCAUACCAUUUCGUAGAUAGCAUAUUUUUAAACAUCUAUUUUCAUAUCAUCGGAACUAUAGGCAUUUAGCAUUACAUUUGCACUUGCAUAACUUUGAUUGUAGCCAAAGUUGUGUGCCAGAAGUUACGUAAGAUUAAUACAUAGUUGUUGUCAGUGGCAGAUAUGGAGCCUGUCCAUGUUACUGAAGCACCUGCAGGUUUCAAAUGAGUACUGCAAUCUUGUGAUUGGUGUGUUUAUUCAAGCAUCAUCUCAGAAACCAAUUUUUGUUAUGAUGUUGACCGUAACAUCACUUUGUAAUGGCCUUAGACAGAUUUAUACUGGUAUCAUGUGCUAUGCAUAACUUGAUACUGUAUAUUGAAAGUGAAUAUGAAAGUAUUUGUGUGUUCAGAUAAUUUUCAUUUCGUGUAUCUGUUGUUGUAUGGUAUAUAAAAGUAACAUGUCUUGGUACUCUGAGUCAGAAUGGGUAACUUCCUAAUCAACUUUUACAGUGCAGUUAUUUAGUAUCUCUCUUUUGUUUAAGGAGUUUGUAUGAAGUUGCAACUGUAAUACACUUCUUUGUAACUUGUAGCAGAUGGAAAAACUGUGCAGUGUUGUGCACUCACAUGAUUUACAUAUUCAUUAUGGUUGUUGGAAGAAUUGUCCAUCACUGGGCAAAUAUAAUAUGGAUCAAAGGUAGUGUGGCAAGUUUAGUGGCCCAGAAAGUACUCCAAAGCUAUUUUUAAAAAGAAACUAUUUAAAAAAAGCUUGUCUCUUGAUUAACCCUUAAGGCAUCUACCUACCUUAUAGCAACUUAACAGGGUAUUGUUAUGCUCUUUAACCUAAAAUAUAUUUUAAGAAGACAUGUGCCUGGAGAGCUUCUUAUUGUGAUAAAAUAGGUUAUUUUGAAUAUCCAUAUACACAGUUUUGUUCCUUUUAAAUCUUGUUUGAAUAUUAGAACAUUAGGAUAAAUGUUAGCAUUUGUACCUGAGUGGUGUUUACACCUGCCACAUGUCAGGUGAUAUAAAUUUUUCUUAUUUUUAUUGUAAAGGACCAUUCAGUCCUUUGUGCUGUUCCAAGCAAGGAAAAUUUGAAUGUUUUAGUGACGUAGUCAUAAUUUUUAUUAUAAAUUUUCAUUCACUGGUAGUAUCAGGCUUUUAAAUGUUGCUUAUAAAGCUUGAUUUUGUGUUGUUGAACUUUUUAGUUAUUCUGAAUGGUAAAGAAAUAUGCAGUAAGUGGCAAUCAUACUGCUUUUGUUAUCUAAGUAGUGAAGAACAUUAGAUUAGCAUUAGUACAAUGUCAGAUGCUCUGGGUAUUUUUACAAGUGUUUUAAUACUUUUCUACUUAAUGUUUAGCUGUAAAAAAAUUUUUGAUUUUAUAUUUGUAAUGUAUGUAAUGAAACAUGUGAAUUUAAUCUGUGAUAAGACAAUGAGCAUUACACAAUAAGCUUUUAAAAUGUUGCAUGUAAUUAAGUAUUAAUAGGAACUUCAACUUGAGGGUAUUGUUCUUGCCAUUGGACAUUUGCUUGAAAAUGAACCAAUCUGUUUUUGUAUUGUGUAACUGUCUUCCAGUUUUAAAUAUUGAAAACAAUUUGUUGUGUUUUACUUGGAGAAUGUAUUAUGAUGUGUUUACAACAAGUGUCCUGACAAUAUAAAUUCCAAAACUGACCAUAGCCAUAGCUAAAGAUAUGAGAUCUCCUCAGCACACAACUGGAAUUAGUAUUAAGAUGAUCUCAAAAGAGAAUUACACACACAGUUUAAGAUUUAAGAGACUAUUAAAAGUAGUUGCUGUUAAUUUUUAUAGUGUGCCCUGAUUAUAUAUCAUGCUAACAGUUUCUUAAGGGCUAUAUUGAGAAGUGUAAUUUCUGGAAGACAACUGCAACAGAUACCAUUCAAUCAUGAAUGUUCCAAUUGUAUGUGUAGCACUGAUUUAUUGGAAUGGCCAAGGAAUUUUGAAGAAUGUGGGCAGCAGAAAUGGGACUGAAAUGAGGUGUACCCCUUAGCAAUAACUGGCUGUGGCAGCUGAGGAUGCUGUAGUCGUUUUCUUUUCUUCCCUGUAGAAUUCCCUCUGAUCAAUUUCAAAUAUCAGAUGUUGUGCAAUUGUGUACUUUCUAUACACCUUAAGAAAGUUUUGGCCUCUAGGUAUUAAUUUUUCUUAUAGGUUUUGAUGGAAUUUAAUUCAAAUUUGAUCCUGGCUUGUGUAUGAUUCUACAAAUUCCUGAAGUUAUUGUGGGCUUUUUCUCCACUUCUUGUGUCAUUUAUUAAGUGUUCUUUCUUUGUUGUUUAGCUUUCUUCAAAAGGAGAUGUCCAGCCCUCUUUUCCGAUUGUGUAUGAAGUGUUUCUUUCUCUUUGGGGAAAGCAGAGAAACAGCUUCAGAAAGUGUGGUUAUGUGUAGGCAAAGAGUGGACCUGGGGAGGGAUGAUGUUUGUGCUUUCAGUCAAUGAAUAGAGUGCUGUUUUAUGCAGAGAUGAUACAAUAAUCUUAGGUGUUAUAGAAACAUUUAAUGUAACUUCAACAUGCACAUAUUAAUGUAGUUUCAGCAUGUUUAUAUUCAUACCAGUAAUAGAUGUCUCAGCUGCAAUUUAUUACCAGUACGUGAGCAAGCUUGAUUGACAUUACUUCUAAAUCAGUUAUCAUUAACAGUAAUACAAGUUAUAUAACUCGAGUGCCUUCAUCUAUUUUUCUGACAGUUGCUUUUUUAAGUUUGAAAAACUUUUGGACAGUAAGUCAUUGUUAAUUUAUACUAUGGAUAGUAGAUAAUUAAGUGGUUGUGAAGCAUUGUGCAAUUUAAUGUAUCAGCUUCAUGCAAGUUCCUGUGAAAGGCUGAUUUAUUUCAGACAGGAAGAAAUGUUUCUUUAAGAACUCUGUUCUGUGAUUCUUGAUAUGUAUUUCACUGAAUGCAGUAAUCAGUGAGUUCUCAAACUAGAAAAUGUGUUCUGUAUUUGGAAUUCCGAGCCAUAUAUAAGUUUUCUAUUUCACUUGCUAUAGAGAUACACAACUUUAAUCCUGGUGUGUGUGUGUGUGUGUGUGUGUGUGUGUGUGUGUGUGUGUGUGUGUGGUUUUUUCCUAGCUCCAUCCCAUUACUUGUUAACAAACCACCUUACAUGGAACACUCCUACUCAUUAUCAAGACAGUUAAUAAAUUUAUUUUUUGGAAUGAUAUACAGAAUUCUCAUUGAGUGCUUCCCACAUUUAUUUCACAAUUGAUGAUUGGAGGAUUGUCAGUGUGCAUUGUCCAAUCUUUUUGAUCCAUCAUGGAACAGAAACCACUGUCAGCAGUUUCUUUAUUGUCCAUGGUCAUCUUUACCUUGAACUAGUAUGGCUAGUGACAUGGUUUUCUGAAUAAGUAUAGGUUUGGUAUUAGUUUUAUAUAGCUGCCCUUCUGAUUCUUUUUUAUCCUUGUUGUUGUUGUUGUUGUUGUGGUCUUCAGUCCUGAGACUGGUUUGAUGCAGCUCUCCAUGCUACUCUAUCCUUUGCAAGCUUUUUCAUCUCCCAGUACCUACUGUAACCUACAUCCUUCUGAAUCUGCUUAGUGUAUUCAUCUCUUGGUCUCCCCCUACGAUUUUUACCCUCCACGCUGCCCUCCAAUACUAAAUUGGUGAUCCCUUGAUGCCUCAGAACAUGUCCUACCAACCGAUCCCUUCUUCUGGUCAAGUUGUGCCACAAACUUCUCUUCUCCCCAAUCCUAUUCAAUACCUCCUCAUUAGUUAUGUGAUCUACCCAUCUAAUCUUCAGCAUUCUUCUGUAGCACCACAUUACGAAAGCUUCUAUUCUCUUCUUGUCCAUACUAGUUAUCGUCCAUGUUUCACUUCCAUACAUGGCUACACUCCAUACAAAUACUUUCAGAAACGACUUCCUGACACUUAAAUCUAUACUCGAUGUUAACAAAUUUCUCUUCUUCAGAAACGAUUUCCUUGCCAUUGCCAGUCUACAUUUUAUAUCCUCUCUACUUCGACCAUCAUCAGUUAUUUUACUCCCUAAAUAGCAAAACUCCUUUACUACUUUAAGUGUCUCAUUUCCUAAUCUAAUUCCCUCAGCAUCACCCGAUUUAAUUUGACUACAUUCCAUUAUCCUCGUUUUGCUUUUGUCGAUGUUCAUCUUAUAUCCUCCUUUCAAGACACUGUCCAUUCCGUUCAACUGCUCUUCCAAGUCCUUUGCUGUCUCUGACAGAAUUACAAUGUCAUUGGCGAACCUCAAAGUUUUUACUUCUUCUCCAUGAAUUUUAAUACCUACUCCCAAUUUUUCUUUUGUUUCCUUUACUGCUUGCUCAAUAUACAGAUUGAACAACAUCGGGGAGAGGCUACAACCCUGUCUUACUCCCUUCCCAACCACUGCUUCCCUUUCAUGUCCCUCGACUCUUAUAACUGCCAUCUGGUUUCUGUACAAAUUGUAAAUAGCCUUUCGCUCCCUGUAUUUUACCCCUGCCACCUUUAGAAUUUGAAAGAGAGUAUUCCAGUCAACAUUGUCAAAAGCUUUCUCUAAGUCUACAAAUGCUAGAAACGUAGGUUUGCCUUUCCUUAAUCUUUCUUCUAAGAUAAGUCGUAAUGUCAGUAUUGCCUCACGUGUUCCAGUGUUUCUACGGAAUGCAAACUGAUCUUCCCCGAGGUUGGCUUCUACUAGUUUUUCCAUUCGUCUGUAAAGAAUUCGUGUUAAUAUUUUGCAGCUGUGACUUAUUAAGCUGAUAGUUCGGUAAUUUUCACAUCUGUCAACACCUGCUUUCUUUGGGAUUGGAAUUAUUAUAUUCUUCUUGAAGUCAGAGGGUAUUUCGCCUGUUUCAUACAUCUUGCUCACCAGAUGAUAGAGUUUUGUCAGGACUGGCUCUCCCACGGCCGUCAGUAGUUCCAAUGGAAUAUUGUCUACUCCGGGGGCCUUGUUUCGACUCAGGUCUUUCAGUGCUCUGUCAAACUCUUCACGCAGUAUCGUAUCUCCCAUUUCAUCUUCAUCUACAUCCUCUUCCAUUUCCAUAAUAUUGUCCUCAAGUACAUCGCCCUUGUAUAGACCCUCUAUAUACUCCUUCCACCUUUCUGCUUUCCCUUCUUUGCUUAGAACUGGGUUUCCAUCUGAGCUCUUGAUAUUCAUACAAGUCGUUCUCUUAUCUCCGAAGGUCUCUUUAAUUUUCCUGUAGGCGGUAUCUAUCUUACCCCUAGUGAGAUAGGCCUCUACAUCCUUACAUUUGUCCUCUAGGCAUCCCUGCUUAGCCAUUUUGCACUUCCUGUCGAUCUCAUUUUUGAGACGUUUGUAUUCCUUUUUGCCUGUUUCACUUACUGCAUUUUUAUAUUUUCUCCUUUCAUCAAUUAAAUUCAAUAUUUCUUCUGUUACCCAAGGAUUUCUACUAGCCCUCGUCUUUUUACCUACUUGAUCGUCUGCUGCCUUCACUACUUCAUCCCUCAAAGCUACCCAUUCUUCUUCUACUGUAUUUAUUUCCCCCAUUCCUGUCAAUUGCUCCCUUAUGCUCUCCCUGAAUCUCUGUACAACCUAUGGUUCUUUUAGUUUAUCCAGGUCCCAUCUCCUUAAAUUCCCACCUUUUUGCAGUUUCUUCAGUUUUAAUCUACAGGUCAUAACCAAUAGAUUGUGGUCAGAGUCCACAUCUGCCCCUGGAAAUGUCUUACAAUUUAAAACCUGGUCCCUAAAUCUCUGUCUUACCAUUAUAUAAUCUGUCUGAUACCUUUUAGUAUCUCCAGGGUUCUUCCAUGUAUACAACCUUCUUUCAUGAUUCUUAAAACAAGUGUUAGUUAUGAUUAUGUUGUGCUCUGUGCAAAAUUCUACCAGGCGGCUUCCUCUUUCAUUUCUGUCCCCCAAUCCAUAUUCACCUACUAUGUUUCCUUCUCUCCCUUUUCCUACUGAUGAAUUCCAGUCACCCAUGACUAUUAAAUUUUCGUCUCCCUUCACAAUCUGAAUAAUUUCUUUUAUCCUUGUUACUGAAUCUAAUAAUGCCUACUUAUGACAUUUGCCCCUCAGCCAAUCCAAGUAAAAUGUUUGUCUAUUCUGCAUGAAUAUUUUUACCAACACUACCAGUCUUUGUAUGCCACCAUCAGGGGGCAUAGUUUUAAAUCUUGGAAGGACUCUUUCGUCUAUCAGGGGAAUGUGGGGCUCAAACCAGACUCUCUUUAAGUUUCAUGGUUGAUGAUCUAGAAAUUGUGAGCCACAUAAGCUUUCCUUGUGGCCCAGAUAACAGUUUGUCUACUGAUACCUCUUUUACAAGUCUUAACUUUGUAGAGCAUUAGCCGAGACACUGAGAUUCUUGCUAGUGUGGCAGAAACUGUGCCGCACAGAACAACUAGGAAUAAAAACCUAAGGGGAAUUUCUGCACUACUGACUGAGUUGUAGCAAAGAGCAGUUGGCAUACUGAAGCUGUUACUCUGUAAUGGUUUAGCUCCUGAAGAACUGUCCUGAAAAGUUGUCAGUCUGGGUUUGAGUCAUAUGUGACACAUUGUUUUAAUCUGCCAAAAUGGUUAACAGUUUGAGGCACAAUCAUUUGCACCUGUAGUAAAUUUCUGUUUUCAUACCCAAGAAAAUUUAAGUUCAUGUGCCUUUUAUUGCAAUAAAGAACU
Molecule: messenger RNA, 8976 nt
Organism: Schistocerca serialis cubense
Lineage: Eukaryota; Metazoa; Arthropoda; Insecta; Orthoptera; Acrididae
Product: OTU domain-containing protein 7B-like
Exons: 12
Coding region: 192-2333 (713 amino acids)
Biological process (GO): protein K48-linked deubiquitination; protein deubiquitination involved in ubiquitin-dependent protein catabolic process; protein K11-linked deubiquitination
Cellular component (GO): nucleus; cytoplasm
Molecular function (GO): DNA binding; zinc ion binding; cysteine-type deubiquitinase activity
Source: RefSeq, a predicted model, not a curated record